UAUCAUUGAUCCAAUCAUAAAUUUUUUUUUUUUUUUAAUUGCUAAAAUUCCUUUUUUUUUCCCCCGAUUGUUUAUUUGAUGACCUAUCAGAAACGAGGGGUGUGCGUUUUGAUUAGAAAAAUUGCGAGUGAAGUGUCGGUGACAGUGCGUUUUCGCAGUGAAAGUGACGGCGUGUUUCGGCGGUAAGAAACAAAAACAAAACGACAUUUCGAAUCGGUGCGUGAUUGUAAAUCCGAUAAGAAAUAAAAACAGGACAAAUCUUUCAAUUAUUGUCGACUUAAAGUGGACAUUUUGCUUAAGAUUAAAAGCACUGCAUCAUCAUGAAACCGUCAACAUCGGUCAUGAUGAUUGUCUCGUGGUUCCUUCUCAUCGGUUGGCCGUCAAGCAUCGCUGAAGUGCGACUGGAUUCGGGUUGCAUUAAGCCGGAGACGCCCGAGCAUGGUGAAAUGUUCGUGCUGUGGUCCGGCCUUUUGGUGCAGUUCCGUUGUCAAAGCGCCGAGUACAAACUGGUCGGACCGGCCGCCGUUAUUUGCCGCAACCGGACUUGGACUCAAGACCCGCCCGUCUGCAUUCAUCAUCAUCAGCUGCAACAACAUCUACAACAACAACAACAACAACAAUCUACCGGUGACGACGAUUCGUCGGAAGUGGCCGAAACGAGUCAAACGGUGGACGACGAUCAAGACGGAAUGGACGACGUCCAAUUGAACGGAUCCAGUGCGCCAUUAUCGAUGAUGGCGGCGGCAGACGAGGAUCCCGUCAGCCGAGGCAAAAAGAAAAACGGAGGUGGCAAUAAAGGCAACAAGAAGGACGACAAGAAAGAGGACAAAAAGAAACCUGCCAAACAGUCGUCCAAAGAGCCGAAAAAAGAGGACAAAAAGCCAAAGACUCCAGCCGCAGAAAAGAAGAAUAAAGGAAAAAAAGGCAACGAUAACAAACAUUCGUCGGCUAAAGCGAGCACGGUGACAGAAGCGAGAAAUGUCAACGAGGUGGAAUCGACGGAUGGAGCGGAAGAAUCGAAUCAAAACUCGCCAGUGGAUUUCGCUACACUCGAUCAAUCGUGCCUGGUCGAUGCCGAUAACAGCAACAGCCCAAUCGCGCCCGCUCCAGCAAUUCCUCACGGAUCCGGAAUCAAAUACAUACGGAAACGAAACAAAGGGCCGGGUGCUGGUAACCGGUACGCUGCCGCCGUGUUCCAGUGCGCUGCCGGCUACCAGUUUGUCGUCCCGGAUGCAGAUCGCCUUUACUGCCGGCAAGGGCGUUGGAUCGGGCCUAGCCCCAUCUGCAUCAUCUCCAGCGCUGACCAUCCCGAUCAAGACGCUAGUUCAGUGAGCAAUAACGCGCUGACCGAGCGAGAGGAAGAGACAUCGAACGCCGGCAGCUAUGGCGGCCAACGUUCCGAAUGCGGAGAGGAUAAAGGAGGUUGCGAGCAGAUCUGCGACGACACCAGCGGCCGGGCGACUUGUUUAUGCUACAGAGGCUACGUCCUAGCAGAAGACGGAACCACCUGCACAGAUGUGGACGAGUGCGCGGUUGACAACGGCGGAUGCGAGGGAACUUGCGUCAACCGACAAGGAUCGUACCAGUGCUUCUGCUCCACGGGAUUCCGCCUGGCCUCCAACGGCAAAAAAUGCAUAGAUCAUAAUGAAUGUUUGCUGCGCAACGGCCACGGGCCGUGCCAGGGCACUUGCCGCAACACUCACGGCAGUUACGAGUGCAGUUGCGACGAGCGUCCAGGGACCCAAUUGGCGGCCGAUGGCCACUCGUGUGAAGAUUUAGACGAGUGCAGUUUGGGAGAUAAUUUCGGUUGUUCGCAUACCUGUCUCAACACGCUCGGAACGGCUUUUUGCACCUGUCCCGAUGGCUACAUGCUCGGUGAUGAUUGGAAAACAUGCGAAGAUAUGGACGAAUGCGAGUUGGAGGACGUAGGACAAGCUUGCGCGGGUACGUGCAUCAACACGAUAGGAUCGUUCCGGUGUUCGGAGGAGGACGGAGCUUCAUCGCAAGAGGAAGGAGAAAAUGGCGAGAACGAAGACAAUGAAGAAGUGCCGGAAGCUAUUCAGGAAGCCAUUCCCUCAACUACCACUCCCCGUACGACAACGACGAUGACAACAACAACUACCACUCCUGCGCCAACCUCUACGACAGCCACUCCAACGACUACAACAGCCCCAACGACGACAGCUGCUACGACAACUACCACAUCAACGACAACGACCGAGACCCCUAUCAUCGCGGCCGCCGUUCCGGUUGAAGAGGAAGCCGAAGAGGAUGAAGAUCCAGAGGAAGAUGAGGCUGACGAGGAAGGGGAGGAGGGAGACGAAGAGGAACCGGAAGAACUGGAAGAUAGGGCCAAUAGAAUCGACAACUCUGCCACUGCCACUACCACUACAACAACAACGAUGGCCACGAACAUCAAAGAGGAAAAGACUUUCGAAUUGGAUCAGACAUGUCCGGAAGGGUUUCAACUAGCUGAUCGGCUGGCCGAAGUGGAAGAUGGAUCGGCCUGUCUAGAUGUCGAUGAAUGCGAAGCGCAAGAUCAAUUCGGGUGCUCACAUCUCUGCAUCAAUACUCAAGGAUCAGCUCAUUGCGACUGCCCCAGCGGCUGGAAGCUGAGCAAUGAUGGGAAAACGUGUCAAGAUUUAGAUGAAUGUACAGACAACAAUUUCGGGUGUUCGCAUCGAUGCAUCAAUACGGAAGGAUCUGCCUACUGUGCCUGCCCUUCCGGCUACGCGUUGGACAUUAGCAACAACAAGACGUGCAGCGACAUUGACGAAUGCUCCGAUCAAGAUCUACCCAAUUUCGGAUGUUCGCACCACUGCAUCAAUCUGCCAGGGGGCGUCGAAUGCAAGUGCACGGCCGGAUACAAACUGCGCGCUGAUCAGAAAACUUGCAAAGAUAUCGAUGAGUGCGCUAAAGAAAACGGAGGCUGCUCACACGAGUGCGUCAAUCUCAAAGGCGGAAUGAGGUGCGAGUGUCCGGAAGGAUAUCGUCUAAGUGAAACGGACGCAAAAACGUGUCAAGACAUUGACGAAUGCGAAUCGGGGGAUCAAGAAGCUGGGCACUCGUGCCGCGCAACUGGCGGGACCUGCCGCAACACCCUCGGCUCUUACGAAUGCAUCUGCCCGGAAGGAUUCCGCACGACUGGCACUGCAUGCGCAGAUAUUGACGAAUGUGCUGAAUUGUCGCCUUGCUCGACGGCCUGUACCAAUUUACAAGGAUCGUACCGAUGCGAUUGCGACGACGGGUUCGAAAACAUCAACGGAACAUGCGCAGACAUCGACGAAUGUCCGAACGGAGUCUGCGAUCAAUUGUGUACCAAUAUCCCAGGAUCCUACAUCUGCGAUUGUCACCCAGGAUAUCAAUUGAUUGGAGACGUGUGUAUAGAUAUCGACGAGUGCGCCACCACCAGUCCCUGUGACGGCAUUUGCCGCAACACUGUCGGUUCCUUCGAAUGCCUUUGCGCCGAAGGUUUCCAGAUCAACGACAAAAACGGCCAGUGCGUCGAUAUCGAUGAAUGCCUCAACGAGCCCUGCGAGGGCAUUUGCAUCAACACCCAAGGUUCUUACUCUUGCUCCUGUGAGCUUGGAUACCAACUCGGCAAUAAUGGAACGUGUUCAGAUAUCGACGAAUGCCUGAACAAUCCGUGCCCAGUUGAAUGCAUUAAUUCACCGGGCUCCUACACUUGCCUUUGCCCCUUUGGUUACGAGUUUGACGACAACGUUUGCAAAGACGUGGACGAGUGCCAAAAGGAACCAUGUGGUAAUCUAGCCAAAUGCGUCAAUACAGAAGGAUCGUUUACGUGCCAGUGUGAACCUGGUUACAGUCUCCGAGGCAACGACUGCGAAGAUGUGGACGAAUGCAAAGAAAAUCCUUGCAAUGGCAUUUGCAUUAAUUUACCUGGAUCAUAUCAAUGUAUUUGCGACCCCGGAUACGAGCUUCGAAAUGGCCGUUGUGAAGAUAUUGACGAGUGUUUGAACUACAAAUGUGGAGGUCGAUGCAUAAACUUGCCAGGCACUUAUCGCUGUGACUGUGAAAGUGGCUAUAAACUUGAAGGGGAACGCUGUGUCGAUAUCGACGAGUGUCAGACGCUGAAACCCUGUAAGGGUAGCUGCACAAAUUUGCCUGGAAGUUAUCGCUGUGAUUGCGAAGCUGGUUAUCGAAGUGAAGGAAAUGCAUGCAUUGAUCUUGACGAAUGUAGCCAUCGUAAUGGAGGAUGUUCUCACAUUUGCGUCAACACGAUUGGAUCUUUCCGCUGCACGUGCAACCCGGGCUUCGAUGUCAGCCACAAGAAUCAGAGCAAUUGCGUGGAUGUCAACGAAUGUCGUUCCAAUAAUGGUGGCUGCAGUCAAGAUUGCAUUAAUACGCGUGGUGCCUAUCACUGUACUUGCAGCGAUCAGUAUUACUUGGAAGCCGAUGGGCGGACGUGCAUUGAACUGCCGCCUAGAUGCCCGAAAAUGAAGGCUCCUGAUCAUGGCGAAAUAGAAUGCAUUCAGAAUUUGAAUCACACUCAACACAGGUCUCGUGAGCAAGAGGACGAGGCACUGAUCGCUGAGAACGGACGAGGCGAUUUAGGUGCCAGUGGAUGGUCAGCCAAUCGUUCACUUAAAUCUCGUUCCCUUUACAAUUCCGGAUCAACGUGCAUCAUCCGGUGCAAUAAAGGAUACAAGCUGGUUGGAGAUUCCACAAUCUCGUGUGGUCGAUCUGGACUUUGGCUAGGAGAACCUGCCACUUGCAUACCUUUAGCAUGCCCCAAACUGCUGGCGCCUGAUAGCGGCGUUCUUAUGCCACAUACCUGCUCUACCGGAAAGACAUUUGCUGGCCAACAAUGUCAAGUAAGAUGCCGUGCCGGAUACAGACUCAUCGGUGGAGGUAUCUAUCAUUGCUUGCCAUCUCAGCAAUGGCGCAGCCCAGACGAACCAGCUCGCUGCGAACGCAUCGAUAGUCCAGUUCCAUUCAUCCAGUGCCCGGGUAAUAUGGCAGUAAACCUUCCACCACAAGAAAAGCGAGCUUACAUCACCUUCUCUCAACCGAAAUCUAAUAUGGACUGGUUCCGGUACGUGGAUUCGGAUCCUUUAUGGGCCAAACAGUUGGGUGGAGAGUUGCCUGUCGGUUUGAACACCAUCACUUUCCGUGUCCGAUCACCCGUGUCUGAUUUAACAGCCACGUGCAACUUCACCAUCGAAAUAUUUGAUAAGGAAAUACCACGUAUGACUAACUGUCCAACGUCUUGGACUGUUUUCCUGGAACCGGGCCAAUCUUCACAGAUCGUGACAUGGAACGAGCCUAUUUUUACCGACAACAUAGAGAUCGUCCAGCUAAACAAAUCCAGGGAACCUGGAGAGUUGUUCCAGGCUGGUUAUCACGAAAUCGCAUACGUAGCACAGGAUGGAGCGGGCAAUCAGGCCAAGUGCCAGUUUACUAUACACGUCACGAGUCAAACCGUUCACAGAGAUACAAGUUCUCCCAUCACUAAGUUGCCAAGAGGUCGAGUGCUGGUCCGAUGCCCCGGUUCUAAGCCGGGCAAGUACGUCGAGAUGUACACGUACAAGGUCCCGGCUGGUUGCAUCGUCAUCAAUAAUCCCAGCGCUUACACGCGAGCCACGGUCACGACAUUGGCUCCACGCUAUACGGUGUUUGAUUGGGAUUUCGGCGCAUCGAGCGGCAGCGAAGGAGGUGAAGGCCGGGAUUCGGCCAAUACUGGCCGACAUCCAGCAUCUCACAACAAAUUAGUGGAUGGUGUCCCUCGGCUGCGAGACGCAGCGGCUCCUUCUUCUCCCGUCAUUCUGCCCGGCCCUGCCUUGCUCCCAUCAAUGGGUAGCCAACCGCUGAGGCUCAACGGUCGUGCACGCAAAUCCCGCAUUACAGAGCCCGGUCUCCAGCUGAUACCCAACGUUCCGUCAGGUUCUAACGAUCCAGUUGACCAGUCGGGUAGAGGAAACAAGAACCGCAAUCGUGACAAGAAACGAGGAGGAGUAGUAGAUCUUCUACUUCCUUUCACGGCGAACGAUGCUGUGCUGCAAAGCACGACCACCAUACGAUCCGGUAGGAAACGUCAACAGGGACCUAAGCAUCAGCCUAAACUUGUCCCAGGCCCCAGUUUCGUACCGGACAAUGAACGUAACAGGAAACAAAAGGAGAAGAAGGACAAAAACGCUUCUGGUGCGACUUCAAACACUCGGAAAAACAAAACAACUACAAGCUAAAGCGUAGCUUCCAGAAAGAAGAAACAUCACAUUUUUUUUUUUUUUUUUUUUUUUUGUUAUUUACUUGAGCUAUCUUUUCGUAAAGGUUUUCUCCAAAAAUGAUAAACUUGAUGCAACGGAAUGGGGGGAGAUUGGACUCGGGUGUAUAGUCUCCUGCGAGCCGAAAAUGGGAAGAACAACUGAUGAUUAAAUGUUGUAUACUAUUAAAACCCUACUUAUUUUCUGUUUUUUAAGAUGAGAAAAGAUUGAGAAAGGAAUUAUUGUGAGCGAUUCUGUAUAACAUUAACGGUUUUCAAUUAUCAUUUUUAGCUUACGCUGUAUAAAGUUUUGCUUAGUAAUCCGUAACUAUGUUACACAUCUGUUCUGUAAGGCCACGGAAUUUACAGUCCCCUCUACGCCAACGUCGUACUCGAUUGCUGCUGAAACUUUUUCGACGAUGGAUGGGCAAAAUAAAACUGUUUUAUCUGAUGAGAACAAGAAAAUAUGAAUACUCGAUUGAACUAUGGUGACAGGAAUCACCAGGAGAAUAAGAUGAAAUUUCGUGCUCGAGUGCCUUUUGAACUGUAAAAUGCCAGAAUCACUUCGUUCGAAUAUUUUGAUUGUUCAAUCUUUUUUGAACCAAGUGUUGGAAUACAUUGGACAUGGUCUCACAA
Daphnia carinata is the source of this 6859-nucleotide messenger RNA. Its product is annotated as fibrillin-1-like. Lineage: Eukaryota; Metazoa; Arthropoda; Branchiopoda; Diplostraca; Daphniidae. Gene Ontology annotation, molecular function: calcium ion binding. Bases 321 to 6206 code for a protein of 1961 amino acids. The transcript has 32 exons. The record is from RefSeq and is a predicted model, not a curated record.